GGAACGUCACUUUUAAAAUGGAGUCCAUUGGCUUAGCACAGUUCCAUACAGUUAAUCACCGUCACGAGUUACGGUUCAGUGCGAAGCAGUGUUUACCAGCUGGACUGAAGAGUUUCGCAAUGGCGUGCUAAUGUGCCUAGAUAUAGCCGCGUUAAUAAAGGGACAGGUAUAGCCUACUAACGUGCCCACGAUUUAUCUUGUAAAUACACAAACUUGUGACAAAGUAAAGACAGUAUGACGUCAAAAGCUGCAGAAGCUGCAGUAAUUGGUCCAGUUGUCGUCCACCCAGAAGACGUGCAGGCUGGUAAGGCGGGAACUUCGCCACCUUCCUACGAGGAAGUGAUGGGAUACUUCAAGACGUCGGUCAACAAUAGCGAGCCGGAGUUACCUCCCUUGGUUUAUAUCGACAUCAUGCCCAGAUGUCUUUCUGUGGGGAACAUGGUGGGCGGAACGGCUCCGACCUUUCAAAACUUUAGCGACAUCUUGGCUGGAGCUAACCUGUGGUUGGGCUCGAACCCUGGUCUGUCUGUGUGGAAGUGUGAGACGGUGGAGAGAAAGGUGGACAAGGGGCCAUGUAUCGACCUAGAGAGCAUGCUCCAACACGAGUCCGCGUACGGCUUCAACGUCCACGUUCUCGGACUGAGGAUGUGGCUAACAAAGAAGCUGGACCCGUCUGCGCCUGUGCAGCAGCUAAGGAUGAUGAACGUGGUCCCUGAGGAGUACAAGGUCCCUGUCAACCUCUAUUCUCACUGGCGCUAUCAGUCUUUCUUUGUCCCCGGUGUCGGCAAAUAUCCCAUGGGUCUGGGCAAUUUCAUAUCAUACGUCGGCAUUAAAGAGACUUUAGCCAAACUUAACGAGACUCUGAAGAAUGACCCACUACCGGGCAGUGUUUUAAAUGUUGAUUCAACGACCAUCAAGUUUGCGGAGAAUUUCCAGACCGGCCCUAUUGACCCGGAGGUCACGUGCUGGCACGAAAAAGGAGGCAGCGCCGCCAAACGGUACACGCAGAUACUACGAAUCUUUUACAUAUGUGGACCACCAAAACAAGAACUAAUACAAAUGCACGAGGUAGAACCUGACGUACUGGUCAUGCCAGAGUGGAACAAGCCGGCGAGAUUCGCAAACUUCGACAAUGUGCUCACCAAGGCUCGCUUAUGGCUGCAGUGUCAGCAAGGUAUUAGACUGGUGAACAUUGAAACACGAAAAGCUCGAGUACACUCGGUGCAGAAUAGUCUUAAGAUUGAUUCCGAUUCCACGGACCAGUUCUACUCGGCUUACAUGGACGCUCGUUUUGUGCACGUCUUGCGACUAUUCUACGUCAGUGCCCCAGAAAUCGGCACGUACUCCGGAACCGUUCUGACGUCACGACUCUUCGUUCCUGUCCGGCUGACAAUGAAAACGUUCGAAACCAUGUCACAGACAAUGUCACGAAUAGUCGCCUGGCUGCAACUUACCGGACUUAACAUCUUUGGCGUGGAGACGGUUCCAUAUUUAUUCGUUGACAAUGACGGUAACGGUGUCAACUCUGACAGAGCUGAUUUCAAAGUGAACAGACAGUCCGGCAAAUACUGGGUGACGACGAUAAGAUUGUAUUUUUCGACCUCCUUCCAAGAACCAUCCCCUCUUCUGUUGCCACGGACAACUGACUGGAUGACGCAAGGUGGGGGCAGAGCUUCCGGCAUGUGUACAAUAACCUGACGAGUUGAAUGUGUCAUAACCUACAUUGGUACUACGGGUCAAAUAAACUGUUGGAAAGAAAAUAUUUUUAAAAUAAUACUAAUAACAUUUUAGAGACUUAGCGACAAGUGGAUGCAGAAGAUUUAAACAACAUCGACAGAACAAGACAGAAGAUAAAAACAACACAUCGACAGACUAAUAGAGAAGAUAUCAAGAACACAUGACAGAGUAAUACAAAAAAAUAUAAACAACACAUCGACAGAGACUAAUACAGAAGAUAUAAACAACACAUCGGCAGAAUAAGACAGAAGAUAUAAACAACACAUCGACAGAGACUAAUACAGAAGGUAUAAACAACACAUCGGGUAACUGACCGGAUGACACAAGGCGGAGGCAGAGCUUCCGGCACGUGUACGAUAACGUGAAGAGUCGAAGGGGCCAUAACAUACAUCGGUACUACGGGUCACGUAAACUGUUGCAAAAGAAAAGAUUAAAACAAUAAUAAUAAAAAGAAUUAGAGACGUAACCACAAAACGAUGCAGAAGGUAUAAACGACACAUCGACAGAGACUAAUAGAGAAGGUAUAAACAACACAUCGACAGAGACUAAUACAGAAGGUAUAAACAACACAUCGACAGAGACUAAUACAGAAGAUAUAAACAAUACAUCGACAGAGACUAAUACAGAAGAUAUAAACAACACAUCGACAGAGACUAAUAGAGAAGGUAUAAACAAGACAUCGACAGAGACUAAUACAGAAGGUAUAAACAACACAUCGACAGAGACUAAUAGAGAAGGUAUAAACAACACAUCGACAGAGACUAAUACAUAAGAUAUAAACAACACAUCGACAGAGACUAAUACAGAAGAUAUAAACAACAUAUCGACAGACAAAUACAAUUUUUUUUUUUCUUAAACCACAUCGAUAGAAUACAGAAAAUAUAAACAACACAUCGACAGACAAAUGCAAAAUAUAUAAACAACACAUCGACAGAGACUAAUACAGAAGAUAUAAACAACACAUCGACAGACAAAUACAGAAGAUAUAAACAACACAUCGACAGAGACUAAUACAGAAAUUAUAAACAACAAAUCGACAGACAAAUACAGAAGAUAUAAACAACAUAUCGACAGAGACUAAUACAGAAAUUAUAAACAACACAUCGACAGACUAAUACAGAAGUUAUAAACAACACACCGAUAUGGAGUAACACAUAACAUAAUAUAAACAUAGUUUAGGGACCUGUGCUAACUUUAGCAGUCCGUGGAGAAUGAAUGGGAAGUAUUCCCAAUAACAAUCUACUGCUUUAGCAAUAUACAACGGAAUAUAUAGACAUAGUGCUGUUGUUGUUGUUGUUGUUGUUGUUGUUGUUGUUGUUGUUCUUAUUGUUAUUGCUGCUGUUGCUGUUGCUUGCUGCUGUUGCUGUUGCUGUUGCUGGUGAUGUUCCUGUGCUACAAGCUGCAUUCUGUGAUAUACAUUUUAUAUUACACAAGUUCAGUAUAAUAUAAACGGUCAUCCCGAGUAAAAGUGCUAACGGGUAAACAUCAUGAUAACGUUUAUUGUUUCGUCUUUACGAAGUCUCGCUAUUAGAUCAGUUUCUAACAAACUACAAGUCCUGGGUUAACGAAACUUGGUUUAUAGUCGCACCUAAGAAUGUUCAUCACAGUGCAUCGAAUAAUUAUGGAAUUGCAAGACAUUUAUCGUCACAGAAUUUUUGUUUUAUUUUAAAAUAGUUGUUUGUUUGUUUUUUAUUUUGUUAUAUGUUGACAUAAUUAUGUUUACUUAUCGAACUGUCACUGAAAUUUUGGCAUUUAAUGCUUCAGUUUUUAAAUAUUUAUCUGGUUUUUGGGGGGUUGUUGGUUUGUUUGGGUGCGGGGGUUGAAGGGGGUUUGGUUUUUUGUCUGUUUUAUAUAUCGGUAGACAUAUUUGUGUAUACGUAAAGUUUAUACAAAAACUGCUGGUGAA
Messenger RNA from Gigantopelta aegis, 3643 nucleotides. RefSeq lists its product as uncharacterized. Bases 235 to 1698 code for a protein of 487 amino acids. The transcript has 10 exons. The record is from RefSeq and is a predicted model, not a curated record. Lineage: Eukaryota; Metazoa; Mollusca; Gastropoda; Neomphalida; Peltospiridae.